Lactuca virosa is the source of this 282-nucleotide messenger RNA. The record is from the annotation of a GenBank genome assembly. NCBI's taxonomy places the organism in Eukaryota, Viridiplantae, Streptophyta, Magnoliopsida, Asterales, Asteraceae.
AUGGACUUAGACAUUAAUCCAACAAUAACAACCCUGAGAGACGUUGAGGAGGAGUUCUUCUUCCACCAACAGAUGAAGCAGGAAGUUCUAGACAACAUGAGCCGCCGCCCCAAGUUUACGAACUACCUCCAGAUGAAGGACGUCCUCAACAGUAGCAGUUAUGAGCUGUCAGAAAGAAUCCGGACCAUAUACCGCCUGAAGAAAAAAACAGAGGGGACCAUUGAGAAGGUGAAAAGCCUACUCAAAAAGAUUCCAGAAAAUGAUCAGCCAUAUAUGGACUGA